GACGAAAUGGCUAGAUCCCAGGGGAGUCCCCUGUGCGGUCACGUGGCCAUGGUGACCGGAGGCGGAGGCGUUAUUGGCGAAGCGAUUUGCCAUGCAUUAGCCGAGAAAGGAGCUCAGGUGAUCGUCGCUGACAUCAAUAUGGCUGCUGCCCAGGCCGUGGUGAGCGGUCUUCCAGCGGUGAACGAUCUUCAGAAACACGUUGCGAUGCACGUGGAUGUUGUGGACUCGUCGUCGGUGCAGUCUACAUUUGCCGCCAUCCAAGAAGUCUACGGCAAGGCAGCUAGCAUUAUGGUGAACUGCGCUGGUACUGGAGCAACAUUCACUUCGAUUACCGAUACAAGCGAAGAUAUGUUUGACCGAACCGUCAGCGUUAACCUGAAGGGCACAUUCCUGAUGACCCAAGCUGCAGUUCGAGAUAUGCUAGCCGGAGGGGUGACCGAUGGGGUCGUGGUCAACAUAGCCAGUAUUGUCGCCAAGACGGCUCCAAAAGGAUUCAGCAGCUACGUCGCCUCCAAGGCCGGCAUCGUUGGCCUCACCAGGUCUGUGGCCCUGGAUCUUGCCGACAAGAGAAUCCGGUGCAACGCUGUGCUGCCAGGGUUCACCGCCAACACCCCGGUAACAAGCAGGAUAACCGAGGAGCAAAGGGAGAUGAUUGUGGCCCAAGUUCCUCUCGGACGUGCCGCCCAGCCCCGAGAGGUCGCCGAUGUCGUCGCUUUUCUCUGCUCGCCCGAGAGCUCGUACAUGACUGGAGCCGCGGUAGAAGUGGCUGGGGGCCGAUCUUAA
Ixodes scapularis (black-legged tick) is the source of this 783-nucleotide messenger RNA. RefSeq names its product estradiol 17-beta-dehydrogenase 8-like. The record is from RefSeq and is a predicted model, not a curated record. The coding region runs from base 7 to 783 and encodes 258 amino acids. Lineage: Eukaryota; Metazoa; Arthropoda; Arachnida; Ixodida; Ixodidae. Gene Ontology annotation, molecular function: oxidoreductase activity. The transcript is spliced from 3 exons.